Molecule: messenger RNA, 999 nt
Organism: Parascedosporium putredinis
Lineage: Eukaryota; Fungi; Ascomycota; Sordariomycetes; Microascales; Microascaceae
Source: the annotation of a GenBank genome assembly
AUGCCCACUGGCGUACUCACGGUUGUCGGCCCCGAUAACUCUCGAUCCUUUGAUGGGUGCACGCAGCCCAAGACUCUGUGGAGCUGCGAGCUGCCCAAGGAGCUGCAAGACUCGGUUUCGCCCUACAACGCCAACCAGCCUACGGUGGCCAUGCAAAUCCAGUUCGACAACAACCCCAGCCUUUCCUGGAAUGUCCCCAACGGCAAGCCACCGCCGGAGCCCCCUUCGUUUGAGGAGAUGUGGUUCUUGGGCAACACCACCGACGGCGUGGUCUCGGACGACAAGGCGGGAGAGCCAACGCCAUUCUACAUCAGCUUGCUCUCUUCCAAGGACCAAACGGUGGGCGCGAAUAUGAUUGAGAAGAGAGAAAGCGGCCUGGUCGACCGGCAGCUGGGCGUAGAACUACCCGCCCCCGACCGAAAAGACGACGGAACUGGGGCCACGGCCCGGAUCCUUCCCGAAGUCAGACAGCAGCCCGUCAGGCUCUUCGACAGGGGACUCCCGACAGAGCACUACGGCUUCUAUACCUACUUUAGGCGCACCAUUUACGUGCGGUCGCUCACGACCCUGAACCAGACCGAGGCCAUCGGCGACGUCCCUCUCGACCAGAACGGCGGAUCCCGCGAGACGGAAGCCGACUUUCUCGUGACGUGGGCGGAGACCCGGUUCCACAUGAAGAUUUGGACCAACAGCGCGGCGAGCAAGGGCCUGCUCGCCAAGGGAGACAAGCCCGGCAUCGAGGACACCGUCGACCUUACGCGGCCGGGCACGAUGCCGUACCCGGUCACCAUGACGCUGGACACGCACGGGGGCGACCCGCAGACGAAAUUCGUGUGGGCGUGGUCGAUCGACGAGCGUCAGCGGAUCGAUACCCUCAAGCCCAAGUUUUUGUCCAACGACAUGAGCAAGGGCGGCACGCUCGUCAACCCGCGCAUCAAUAAGAAUCCUAGUUUUGGGGGUUUGAUGGCGGUUCGGGUGGUUGUCAAUGCGAGUGGCUGA